GGAGAGCAGCUUGAACCCACACAGGAGGGUUUGCUUUGGACCAACCCUUCGCUCCUGGGCAGCAGAGAGGUCCCAGUGAUGGGGACAAGUGCCCUUAGGAGCUCUUGACAGCAGGUUCCCAGGGGAACGCAGCACUGGGGAAGGAGGUCAGCAAACACCACUGAAGUGGUUUGCGUGCCAUAGCCCGAUUGCACACCAGGACCACAACCUCCUUCACAGGGGCCACUCCACUCCCCACCCCAUCACCCUGGUAUAAAGCCCUGUGGUGUGGCCACUGCGGGGUUGGGGGAAGGAGGAGGAGAAGGAGGGAGCAGCCAUGGAGAGCAGCAUGAAGGAGGUGGUGGUUGAAGAGCCACUGGACCCGGAGAAGGGCUGCUGCGGCUCCGGGUGCUGCUCCAACGGGUGCUGCAAGCCGGGCUGCUGCUGCUGGCCCUGCGCCGUGUGCUGCUCCAAGUGCGCGCAGUGCUGCCUGCCCCGGUGCUGCCGCUGCCCCCGCUGCCCCGGCUGCCCCGGCUGCACCGGCUGCAUCAAGCGGUCGCUGUGCUUCGUCCCUCGCCUGCUCUGCUACCUGCCCCGCAAGCUCCUGAGCUGCCACCGCCUCAAGUGUCUCCUCCUGGUGGUGCUGGUGGUGGUGCUGGUCGUGGUCAUCAUCGCCGGAGCCUUGCUGAUGUGGCUGCACGCGGACCAGCGCCACGCUGAUGCUGUCCUAAGGAUGGGGUUGUGGAGAGAACCAGCCUGGGAGGAGGAUGCCGCCACUUUCUAUGUGGAUGGUGGGGAUGGAAACCCGGCCACGGUCAUCUAUGACUACAAGAAUCUGCUGGUGAGCUACAGAUCCCAGCUCCACGGUGCCUGCUACAUCACCCACAUGGACAAGGACAAUAUCCCGGGGCUGGACACUGUGGCCGAGACCUUCCAACGCCGGCAGGACGAGAAGAGACUCGCCAUGCCCCUGGCCGACCGCUCCCUCCUGGGCACCACCACCAGCAUCCUCUGCAGCAUCGUCCCUGUCUACUGGGCUUAACCUUGCUGGGUGGGUGCAAAGGGUCCCACUGCCCGCAGGGGCCCAUGGAUACCUCCCUCCC
Messenger RNA from Strigops habroptila (Kakapo), 1082 nucleotides. Its product is annotated as pulmonary surfactant-associated protein C-like. Gene Ontology annotation, cellular component: alveolar lamellar body; extracellular region. The transcript has 7 exons. The coding region runs from base 317 to 1021 and encodes 234 amino acids. Lineage: Eukaryota; Metazoa; Chordata; Aves; Psittaciformes; Psittacidae. Gene Ontology annotation, biological process: respiratory gaseous exchange by respiratory system. The record is from RefSeq and is a predicted model, not a curated record.